AGCGAAGGAAGCGAAGCUGCGGAUUCCGCAAUCCAGGUCUGGCAGGAGCGAGAGAGCGCGGCGCGUAAAAACGCAGCCGCAGGAAAAGCCAAGACGCAACGGAGCCCGGAGCGACCCGGCUAAGGCAGGCCCUUCUCUCUCUGCCCCGCUCCCACUUCCCCUCUCGGCCCGGCCAUGGGGAAGGUCCAGCUCUUCGAGAUCCGCUUGAGCGACAGCCGGGUGGUCUACAGCCCCGGCGAGCCGCUGGUGGGAAGCGUCACCGUCCGCUUAGCCGGAGCUCUCCAAUAUCGCGCCAUCAAAGUGAGCUGCGUGGGCUCCUGUGGCGUCUCCAACAAGAUAAACGACACUGCGUGGACCGUGGAAGAGCAGUAUUUCAACACGACGCUGUCCCUGGCCGAUAAAGGGACGUUGACCACUGGCGAGCACACCUUUCCAUUCCGUUUUUUGCUGCCAGCCUCGGCCCCCACCUCUUUUGAAGGUCCAUUUGGCAAAGUGAUGCAUCAGGUGAAAGCUGUCAUCGAGACACCACGGUUUUCCAAGGAUCAUAAGUGUCACAAGGUCUUCUACGUUCUGUGUCCGCUGAAUCUGAACGAUAUCCCAGAUAUUGAGCAAUGCAACACCAACUCCAUCACCAAGAAGUUCAGCUACAAGCUUGUCAAAACAGGAAACGUGGUUUUGACGGCCACCACCGAUCUCAAGGGUUACACCGUUGGGCAGGUCAUCCAGUUGCGAACGGACAUUGAGAACAAAUCUGGCCGGGACACCAGCACCAUUGUGGCAAGCCUCAUCCAGAAAGUGGCCUAUAAAUCCAGGCGGUGGAUUUAUGACUUGAGGAGCAUAGCAGAAGUAGAAGGUUCGGUGGUGAAAGCGUGGAAGCACGCCGAGUGGAAAGAGCAGAUUCUUGUCCCUGCGUUGCCACAGUCCAUCCUGCAAGGCUGCAGUCUCAUCCACAUCGAUUACUACAUCCAGGUCUCCCUCAAGUCCCCCGACGUCUCCGUCGCCUUACCCAUUUACAUCGGCAACAUUCCUGUGAACCGGAUCCCCUUAAGCCCCGCCCACUUGGCCCCCAACGUUCCCUCCCCUGUGGUUCCGAGCGCACCCCCCGAAGAAGAGGAAGCAGCCGGGGGUUACUCCCACCCCAUGGACAAUAUUUCAAUCCCGACCAAGAGCCAUUCCCAGCAGCAGCCCUUCAGCUAUGCCCCGGGAUUGAGCUUCCCGGAAGCCAGAGUGGACCCGGAACAGAUCACCUCCCCCAACCGGCCCACGCUUUGCUUGUCCACGGGGUCAACGGUUCCGUAUUAUGCCGAGGGGGCCGUUGUUCCGGUGGCCACGGCCAGUUCUUUGAUCCUACCGCCCGAGUAUAGCACUUGGGGUUAUCCAUACGAGGCCCCUCCUUCGUACGAACAGAGUUGUAGCAGUGCAGCCUCCAGCUUGAGCAACGACCACUAGGCAACGACAAGGAUCUAAAGACGACCAGAGUGAAUUGGGAGGAAGGGACGGUACGCAGCGUUGCUCGGAAGAGGGAGCAUCCCCUGGCUGCGGGCCUGCUGGCUGCCACUCACUCACUCACGCUAGGGAGGCCUGUUUACAUCCCACCUGGGAACUGUGCCGUCCUGCCACCUCCGUUGGCUGCUGCUUUUUACUCUCCAAAACACCUGUGAUGCCUUAUCGGGAAUGCAACCAGGAUCCAAGAAGGUGGGGUGGACCACGCAAGCACCUCUGUUUUUGGAGUGCUGCUCUUGAAUUCCCACCCUGGGAUUGACUGUCUGGACAGUUCCAUGUUGACCUCCUUCCUUCCUUCUCCUCUGACGUCCUAGGGACGUUUCUAGAGAGCAGGGCAAACAUUCCCAUGAUCCACGGACAUCCUUUUUGCAACGACAUAACGGUGUCAACAGGUUAUCGGCAGGAGUUCUGGCAGCCUUUCGAACUCAGUGCCUGUCUAUUGGAGCUUUUCCAAGGUUGGAGGUCUGUUGCCACAGGAGAAAGAGGGAAGAUGGACUUUUUUUGUAGUGCCGAGCCAGCCUUGGGUAGAAGAAAGAUCUUCCUUGAUGUCAGCAUGGUCCCUGAGACCAAUGAGGUCCUCAUGUGUUCAAGCCACUCUGCUUGGCCAGGAUUCAUUCCAGAUAACGUCUUCGGGAACUGGGUCUCUUGAGCACGAGUAGAUCCUUAAUUUCUCCUCCUGAAUCCUCCAACGUUGACUUUCCAUCUGGUUGGUAGCAUCUGACAAUCAUGGUUUGUGUCCAACUUCUACCUCGGCCUUCCUGUUUCCCAUGAAACAAGAUGGAACCGCAAGAAGGGGUAGAGGGAGAGAGAGAGAGAGAGAGAGACGCGGCUAGAAUUUAAAGUAUCUAUCUAAUUUUGAAAAAAACAAAAAACAAAGACCUUAUAUCUCAAGGACCUUUUGACUACACAGGACUUGGUCCUGAUUGUCCCCCUUGCCUGCACCCUCAGUUUCUCUGGCUGGUGAACCCUACCCAGUCAUGGCUGGUUAGUUAUUUUUAAUCAUUGUCAUUAUUAUUAUUUUAAUUUUCUUCUUCCAAUGGGAGCUUCCCAAGAUCUGCUUCCCUGACCCCACUGCCUCAAUCACCUGUCUUCUCCCAAACCAUCAAGGUAGCUCCAGGGGAUUUGUCUGAGGAGCAGUGAGCAGGUUCCCUGUAGAUGCAUUUCCUGGGACCUAAAACCUACCCCCCUCCCAACCAACAGUCUGAUUUUCUUUUCCUUUCCUGUUGACUGUGAGUUACCCCAGGGCUAAAACCUCCCCACCUUUUCACAGAGCCUCAGUCGCAUGGACGCAGCCCACCUGGAUGCCUAAAAUCAACUCCUUUUUACUUCUAAGGUGAUUGAAACCUCUCUCUCCCUCUCUGUCUGUCUCUCUCGGUUUUUGAUUGACCUGUUUUUAUUGUGACAUUUUU
Molecule: messenger RNA, 2912 nt
Organism: Pseudonaja textilis
Lineage: Eukaryota; Metazoa; Chordata; Lepidosauria; Squamata; Elapidae
Gene: ARRDC1
Product: arrestin domain containing 1
Biological process (GO): protein transport
Cellular component (GO): cytoplasm
Molecular function (GO): ubiquitin protein ligase binding; ubiquitin-like ligase-substrate adaptor activity
Source: RefSeq, a predicted model, not a curated record